AUGUCUUUGGACUGGUGCAUUGCAUUCUUUAGACUCGCUGCCUCAAGCUUCAACGGUUCGACUGUCCUCGAAGCCGUCGAGGCGUCGAAACUCUACUUUGACUUCUACGUUGAAGUUGUUAUGGCAAGCUUGCCAGGGCAGACAAAGGAGGCGUUCUGCAAGUAUGUGGCUGGCCAAAGCAAGCUGCCUCCGAGAGUUUUGGAGCUCAUGCACGACUGCCUUGGCAGCCUUGAGCUUCGAGGAGCUCUACUCUCGGAUUGUGCAUUUCUCCACUUUGGAACGCUGCAGGAGUUCCCUGCUGCUUCACUGGAUGCCAAGAGAUGUGGCUUGCAGCCGUUCUAUGGGCGGACUGUCGCUGAUGCGCGCGCCGGGCCAGGCCUGGUGAUGGUGAAUUGCCAGGCCAGUUCGGUGAAGAUCAGGAGGGCGACCGACGAUCCAAGCCCUGAUGUGCUUUGGGUUGAGAUGUGCUCCGACGUGGAUUUGGUGGUUUCUUCUGGCUUUCACUUGCUGGUAGGGCUCCAGGGUGUGCACGUCGACAAGCCUUUGCCUGCUGGCCUUUGUCUGGACGGCAGGCAGCUAGAGGACAGCUCCGAGCGAACCUACGUAGUGGCCGUGUAUUCAGCUUCGGACACCUUCAAGAGAACAUCGACUCCGGAAGAGGUUGUGUUUUGUGGAGCUCAACUUCAGAGCUGGCUUGCAGAGCGGGAGUUGCAGCCAUCAGAUCUAUGGGAUGCUAGCGAGGCCGGCUGCGACCUUUGGACCGCGCGGCUCUUCGCUCCCGGAGCGGCGCUGCCAGGUUACUGGGAUGCAUCAUCGUUCAGCCGGAGCGACUUUCUGGCGAGCCGUCGCUACAGCCUGGAAGACCUGAACAGGCUGGAUUCAGCCUUGCGUCGAGAUUUGCAGCGCUCGCGGCGAUCUGCGGAUGGCUGA
Messenger RNA from Effrenium voratum, 930 nucleotides. The record is from the annotation of a GenBank genome assembly. NCBI's taxonomy places the organism in Eukaryota, Dinophyceae, Suessiales, Symbiodiniaceae.